Molecule: messenger RNA, 618 nt
Organism: Diceros bicornis minor
Lineage: Eukaryota; Metazoa; Chordata; Mammalia; Perissodactyla; Rhinocerotidae
Gene: TEX51
Product: testis expressed 51
Exons: 7
Coding region: 1-618 (205 amino acids)
Source: RefSeq, a predicted model, not a curated record
AUGUUGCUUCUCCUGCUCGGCUGUCUCCUGCCCGAUGCCGAUGGGAAGAGCUGUCUCCUCUGCUGGCCAGAACUGCCCGCGUUGAUAGACUAUGACCUGCAGAUUCUUUGGGGCACUCCAGGACCACCUGCAGAGCUCUCACAAAGCCUCCACUCUCUGUUCCUGGAGGCUCAUGACUUCCCUGAAGCCUGGUAUCUUGAUCAGGAUCAUUUGGAGGAAGAAACAGCCAAAUUAUUCAAUCACAUAGAUCAAGCCAUUAAGAAGUUGAGAGAUGAUAAACCGUUACUUCUGGAAGAGAUUCGUGUCCACAAGCAGCUGUUUUCCGAGAGGCUGAACAAGAUAUCUGAGGAGCUGAAGGAGAAGGCCUGCAACACAUCCUGUGACCUACGCUCCACACUGGAGGUCAUCAACUGUGCCAACUGCGGGAUACACUUCCUCACCUGCAAAGACCCCACUCUCUGCCCAGCCGUGACCCAGAGGACCCUCGUGUGGGCUGUGAGCCUCAGCAUUGCUCUGCCCCUGGCAGCCAUAGCUGGAGGUGGAUGCUACAUUUUUUGGCACAGGAGGAAGAAGAAGGCAGAAGAGGUACUGGGGAAGGAGACCCCUGCAGGAAUCUAG